Messenger RNA from Cotesia glomerata, 981 nucleotides. RefSeq names its product ribonuclease Oy-like. The transcript is spliced from 2 exons. NCBI's taxonomy places the organism in Eukaryota, Metazoa, Arthropoda, Insecta, Hymenoptera, Braconidae. The coding region runs from base 1 to 981 and encodes 326 amino acids. The record is from RefSeq and is a predicted model, not a curated record. Gene Ontology annotation, molecular function: RNA binding; ribonuclease T2 activity.
AUGGAGCGUUCCAUCAGUCUGCGAAUCCCCAAACACAAAACUCCCCACUUCAUCCGCGGAGGAAGCGUCGGCUCAAACCUGAGCCCCAGAUCCAGCCCAGGAACUUCAUGGUCUUCAUUAACUAGCUCUUCAGGCCUCGGAAGAAGUCCAAGUCUAAGCCAAAGUCCCAGCGGUUCCUUCAGUUCCAUGAAUUCCAGCUUGUCCAGUCCAGGUCUAGGUCGAACCAGAAAGCUGAGUGAUCUUCCUCUGAUACCAGAUGCAUCAGUCGCCGUCAAUGACCAGACUUGCAAGGAAGACAGCUCACCAGCAGAGCAAUGCUUCAAUUUCUUCACCUUCAGCAUUUUUUGGCCCCCGGCUCUAGGCUAUCAGUACCUGUCCAAGAACAAGCCGGUAAAUGAUAACAUAAACCGGCUAAAGUGGUCGAUCCACGGAUUGUGGCCCAGUUCUUACACCGGAGCUGUUCCCGAAAAUUGCAAGAAGCGGAAAUCUGUCUCUUUCAACCAGCACCGAUUCCAGCGAGAAAAAGGACUCAGGACCAGUUUGGAGAACAAGUGGUUCAAUAUUUGUUCUUAUAAGCAGCACGGCUGUUCUAUGACCAAUUUCUGGGACCGCGAGUUCUCUAAACAUGGCACCUGUGCUUCGCGCUCUAGUCUCAUUUCUUCCGAUCUUGGGUACUUCAAAAUGGCGGUUAAUAUGAUGGACAGAGUCAACGUGGCGGGGAUUUUUAUAAACAGCGGAUUCAAAGUUGGAGAUAAAUUGACUUAUGGAGAAAUUGUUGAUAUUGUCAAUGAUACCAUUGGAAUUAGGGCUAGAGUUGAAGUUUUUGAAAAUAAGGCUAAAAAUGAGAAUUACUUGAAGGAAAUUCGAGUUUGUUACAAUUUGCAACUUCAUCCGAUCAAUUGUCCGGAAACUAAGCUUCUUACUCAAGAAAUACGAAACAGAGAAAUAAUUUAUCUGGACCAUGUGCCAAAACUAGAUUAA